Fonsecaea multimorphosa CBS 102226 is the source of this 1026-nucleotide messenger RNA. RefSeq lists its product as uncharacterized. NCBI's taxonomy places the organism in Eukaryota, Fungi, Ascomycota, Eurotiomycetes, Chaetothyriales, Herpotrichiellaceae. The transcript has a single exon. The coding region runs from base 1 to 1026 and encodes 341 amino acids. The record is from RefSeq and is a predicted model, not a curated record.
AUGGCGUCUUCUCCAGCUCCAGCCAUGUCAUCCACGCUUUUGAACCUUCCUCCCGAGGUCAGGAAUCUCAUCUAUAAAUUCGCUUUCCAACAGCCGAAACCACUGAGGCUGAGGUGUCCAUCCCAACGACGGCUCCGACCAUCGCGGCCGGCCAAAGACGACCCUCGGGGAUUCUUGGAUACCUGCCAGUUGAUCCGUUCAGAGGCCAUCACGUUGUUUUACAGUCUCAAUGCCUUGGUCUUCCGGUCGUCGGCAGACGCCCUGGCAUUCUUGUCCGACCCAGAUAUCCAUCCUCUGAUCAAAUCGUCAUUGACUCACAUAGCGGUCGAUUUUGGCGACAGCACCGACGCCGAUGCAAUUCUCAAGGACCACAUCAAUCUCGUCGACACCUGUGUAGGCAGUCUGCCCCGUCUGAAGGCCAUGGAGACCCGCUUCUACGCCCGAACUCUGGACGCUUGCUCAUCUUCACAUUUCCGUACCUUGGCGCUCGCCUUUGACGGUCUCGAUGCCGAUAUGAAUGCCCCUCCUUCCCCUCGCUCACCACGUUCGCCUCGGUCGCCUCGGUCGCCUCGUGGCUCUCCUCGAGGCUCCAUAUCCAGUGGCAGCUCCUCACCUAUCUCAACGCCGUCGAGCGUGUGCUCUUCUCCCUGCUGGGACUCAGAGCCCGAACCCGAGCUCGACAUGUCAGCCAUUCAAGCCGAAGUCCUGGAACAGUACUGCUUCACGCCUUCUGCCGCCAUUGCAUUCGCCAAUUCCAAGCUGAAGUUUUCGGUGGCAGCCUCGUCCGAGAACUAUCCUGGCGUCAAGCACGACAAGCUCAUCUGCUACAAUCUGCGGAUUGGGGCGGAUGGGAUUGCCAAUGCGUUGGGCCCUGCCAAGGAGGCUGUCCAGCAGCGAAUCGGCCGCGUAGGCAUGUUACCCCGACAGAUUAGCGAAAUGUAUGACACCGCUGCAGAUGGCGGGUUUCACCAACGAGUGCGAUCAACCAUCGCCAACUGUGCGAGGAUUGACGUUGGCGUUUCAUGA